UUCUGUAACAUGUGACUCUCUUGCGCAUGCGUAAACCAUGAACGCACAUCCAUCCCAUUCCGAACAGGAAGCACGGAUCCGGUGACCACACGGUAAAAGUUUAGAAACUGUCGGAAUGUUGAUAUUCAUCGUACAUAAAUAUAUCUACGUGUAAGAAAUAUUUUAAGAAGACACCCUGUACUCUGAUUUUAGUCUAUUGGAAAGAAGACUGCUGGGAAGCUACUGGGAUUUCUGGGAAGAGCUUUCAUCGCAGUUCAUUUACACUUGAAAUAUUUUAAGAAGACAUCCUGUACUCUGAUUUUAGUCUGCUGGAAAGAAGUCUGCUGGGAAGCUACUGGGAUUUCUGGGAAGAGCUUUCAUCUCAGUUCAUUUACACUUGAAUGAAAUGUCACCGUCUGGUUCUCAUGACACUAAAAGCCGUGAAAGACGGAUUGGUUCAAAAAAUGGCAAGGAGAGAAAUCACCUCUGCUCAAUGUGUGGGAAAAGUUUCACACGGAAAAGUACUCUCAAUGUACACAAACGGAUUCACACUGGAGAAAAACCUUAUCAAUGCACAGACUGCGGGAUGCGGUUUAAUGAUCAGAAAAGUCACAAAAUCCAUCGCCACAUUCACACAGGAGAAAAACCGUAUCAGUGCACAGAGUGUGGGAAGAGUUUUAUACAACUAGCUGCUUUUAAAGGCCACCAGCGGGUUCAUACAGGAGAAAAACCGUAUCAGUGUACAGAGUGUGGGAAGAGUUUUUCACAGCUGAAUACUCUCAAAGUCCAUCAGCGUGUUCACACAGGAGAGAAGCCAUAUUGGUGCUCAGUGUGUGGGAGGGGUUUUUCAGAACAGAGAAGUCUCAAAGCCCACCAGGUCAUUCAUACAGGAGAGAAGCCGUAUCAUUGCACAGAAUGUGGAAAGAGUUUUACAGAGCAGAGAGGUCUCAAAGACCAUUUGCGCAUUCACACAGGAGAGAAGCCGUAUCAGUGCACGGAGUGCGGGAUGAGAUUUACGUUACGUGGUGUUUUUAAAAUCCACCAGCGUGUUCACACAAGAGAGAAGCCGUAUAAGUGCAACGAGUGUGGGAAGAGUUUUACACACAAUAGUGCUUUUAAAACCCACCAGCGCAUUCAUACAGGAGAGAAGCCGUAUCAGUGCAACGAGUGUGGGAAGAGUUUUACACACAAUAGUGCUUUUAAAAUCCACCAGCGCAUUCACACAGGAGAGAAGCCCUAUCAGUGCAACGAGUGUGGGAAGAGUUUUACACAACAAGGAGCUUUUAAAAUCCACCAGCGCAUUCAUACAGGAGAGAAACCGUAUCAGUGCACGGUGUGUGGAAUGAGUUUUGCGUAUAAAAGUAUUUUUAGAGCCCACCAACACCUUCACACAGCAGAGAAGCCAUAUCAUUGCACGGAAUGUGGGAUGAGUUUUAUAUAUAAAAGCGUUUUUAAAACCCACCAGCGUGUUCACAAUGGAGAGAAACCGUAUUGCUGCAAACAGUGUGGGAAAAGUUUUUCAAACCCGUUGAAUUACAGAAAACACGAGCGAAUUCACACAGGAGAGAAGCCUUAUAUCUGCUCAAUAUGUGGGAAAAGUUUCAAACGAAAAAGUACUCUCAAUGUACACAAACGGAUUCACACUGGAGAAAAACCUUAUCAGUGCACAGACUGCGGGAUGCGGUUUAAUAAUAAGAAUAGUCACGAACUCCAUCGCCGCAUUCACACAGGAGAAAAACCGUAUCAGUGCACAGAGUGUGGGAAGAGUUUUAUACAACUAGCUGCUUUUAAAGGCCACCAGCGGGUUCACACAGGAGAAAAACCGUAUCAGUGUACAGAGUGUGGGAAGAGUUUUUCACAGAUGACUCGUCUCAAAGUCCAUCAUCGCAUUCACACAGGAGAGAAGCCAUAUUGGUGCUCAGAAUGUGGGAGGGGUUUUACAGAGCAGAGAAGUCUCAAAGCCCAUUUGCACGUUCACACAGGAGAGAAGCCGUAUCACUGCACAGUGUGUUGGAUGAGUUUUACACAUUAUGGUUCUUUUAAAAUCCACCAGCGUAUUCACACAGGAGAGAAGCCGUAUCAGUGCAACGAGUGUGGGAAGAGUUUUACAUACAAAGGUGCUUUUAAAAUCCACCAGCGCAUUCACACUGGAGAGAAGCCGUAUCAGUGCAACGAGUGUGGGAAGAGUUUUACACACAAUAGUGCUUUUAAAACCCACCAGCGCAUUCACACAGGAGAGAAGCCGUAUCAGUGCACAGAGUGUGGGAAGAGUUUUACACGACAGGGAGCUUUUAAAACCCACCAGCGCAUUCACACAGGAGAGAAGCCGUAUCAGUGCACAGAGUGUGGGAAGAGUUUUUCGGAGCAGAAAUGUCUUAAAGUCCACCAGCGCAUUCAUACAGGAGAGAAACCGUAUCAGUGCACGGUGUGUGGGAUGAGUUUUGCAUAUAGCAGUGUUUUUAGAGCCCACCAACACAUUCACACAGGAGAGAAGCCAUAUCAUUGCACGGAAUGUGGGAUGAGUUUUGUAUAUAAAAGCGUUUUUAAAACCCACCAGCGCAUUCACUCCGGAGAGAAGCCGUAUUACUGCACACAAUGUGGAAAGAGUUUUUCAGAACUGACUAUUCUAAAUGUCCACCAGCUUGUUCACAUGGGAGAGAAACGGUAUUGCUGCAAACAGUGUGGGAAAAGUUUUUCAGAUUGGUCGAAUUACAGAACACACGAGCGAAUUCACACAGGAGAGAAGCCUUAUAAUUGCUCCCAGUGUGGAAAGACUUUUACUCGAAAUAGUCAUCUUAAAAGACAUCAGCUCACUCACACAAAAGAAAAGACCCCACUGUGAUCACAUUGUGGAAAAGGUUUUAAACAACAAACUGAUGGGAUUACUAAAUUAGUGAGUCUAAUUUGAGUAGCGCUAUUGAUUAAUACGGAUUAUACUGAAUAUAUCUUGGCACGCCCAGCUGUCUGUGACUUUGGAAUGACGGUGGGAUAUCAUUUGUUUAUACCGCACCGAAGCCCAUCAUAUUUUUUUUUACUGUUUGCUGAGCCAAGACACUCUGUAACAAACUUGUCAUUUACCUGUUUGUAUACCUGUAGGUAUAGAAAAGGUUCAUCCAUUCAUCUUUGUGUUUGUGACAAAAAAAAUAUUUACUUGAUUAUUCCUAAAUCAAACUUGUGACAUUAGAGAUGUCAUAAACCUGGUCUGUUCACACUACAAUUUGAAACUUUGCAGCAGAAACUGAUUCUGAAAUAAAUUGUCUUUCUUCUAACAUCUGUAAAGCAACACAAAAGAAAUCCUGCUAUAAAUGAAUUUGGGUGAAUGGGCACGUUUACAUUACAUGAUGAUCACAUUACUGUUUCAGUGGAUAAUCUGACCUAGACAGAAGAUUUGCACAUAUCAACUGUUGACAUAAUCAAAAUAUAACAUAAUCAAAAUAAUGUCAUGUUUUAUACCAGAACUGCUUAUAUUGAGUAUCCAGUACUUUCUACUGUCUUAAAAAGUGUAAUGUUAUUAGUCCCCACUCUCAACUGUAACCUAGAAAAGGAGGUAUUUUCUUUAAAAAAAAAAAUGCUCUUAAUGUUUUUUUGUUGGCAAGACACAAUGCAGAUUGUCCUUGAUGUUUAGAGAGAAUUUAGAAAACCUCCUAGUUUUCUAUCAUGAACUAUGAAUAUUGAGAAGCACCCUCUACAUAUGAUUCAAAUAAACACUACAUAGCAUGACUGAGUUCUAGUGUGAAGUGUGUAAUGUUGGAUAAGUUUCACAUUGUCCUCCACUAUUUACAAAAAAAGCAUAUGUUCUUUGUAAAUGCCUUAAGUUUUAAUCAACAUUCUGCAAAUAAACUGCAGUAGAUAGUAUUGUUUAUCCAAGGUCCCUGGUUCAAUCAGGAGUUUGUGGUUUUCUGUGUGUUCUUUAAUCAUUAAAUUAUAAUAAACAAUUUGUUUUUACAUUA
Molecule: messenger RNA, 3929 nt
Organism: Tachysurus fulvidraco (yellow catfish)
Lineage: Eukaryota; Metazoa; Chordata; Actinopteri; Siluriformes; Bagridae
Product: zinc finger protein 850-like
Exons: 5
Coding region: 386-2821 (811 amino acids)
Biological process (GO): regulation of transcription by RNA polymerase II
Cellular component (GO): nucleus
Molecular function (GO): DNA-binding transcription factor activity, RNA polymerase II-specific; RNA polymerase II cis-regulatory region sequence-specific DNA binding
Source: RefSeq, a predicted model, not a curated record